AUGCAGCCAGGGGACGUAGACAGCUUCGAAGACCGUCUUCGCCAGCGUGCACAGUCUCGCGCGCAUGCUCUUGACACCGUGCCGACGGAUGCGGCACUCAAGCCACGCGGACGCAUAGCAAAUACGCCCCUUGCUACAUCGACAGUUUCCUUCUUGCUUGGAAACGUCUUCGCGCUCGGCGCGUUGACAUGCAUCGUCGGUGGCUUCAGUCGGUUCUGGUGGUCGACCUAUCAGCUGGGCUUCUUUCUUGCUGCAUGGUCAGCAUUCCAUUGGGGUGAAUUUGCCGUGACCGCGGGAUGGAAUAAAGAUAAAUGUAGUAUCGACUCUUUUUUGCUUGAGAACGGCAUACAGUAUCAUAUGGCACAUGGUUUCGCCAUCUUUGAAUAUCUCAUAACACUCUACUUCCGGCCUACGUGGAAAAAACAUGCCUACGUCUCGGCUCUCGGGGUCAUAUUGGCAGUAGUGGGUCAGAUGCUCAGGUCUGCCGCGAUGAUUCACGCUGGGUCAAGCUUCUCCCACAUCGUCGCCCUGCGGAAAGUUGACACGCAUAUUUUGGUCACCGAUGGUGUAUAUCGGUGGUUCCGCCACCCAUCAUACGCGGGGUUCUUCUAUUGGGCUCUCGGCACACAGCUCGUCCUACAAAACCCCAUCACCUUUAUUGGUUUUGCAAUUGUACUGUGGAGAUUCUUUGACCAUCGCAUUCGAGCGGAAGAGGGCUACCUCAUACGCUUCUUCGGCAGAGACUAUAUCGAAUAUCGGAAGAGGGUCGGAACCAGAAUACCGUUUAUUCCAUGA
Messenger RNA from Laetiporus sulphureus 93-53, 795 nucleotides. Its product is annotated as protein-s-isoprenylcysteine O-methyltransferase. The coding region runs from base 1 to 795 and encodes 264 amino acids. Gene Ontology annotation, molecular function: protein C-terminal S-isoprenylcysteine carboxyl O-methyltransferase activity. Gene Ontology annotation, cellular component: endoplasmic reticulum; membrane. The record is from RefSeq and is a predicted model, not a curated record. Gene Ontology annotation, biological process: C-terminal protein methylation. Lineage: Eukaryota; Fungi; Basidiomycota; Agaricomycetes; Polyporales; Laetiporaceae. The transcript is spliced from 5 exons.